AGCACGGCCUUUCCAGCGCUGCCACCUGCUGGCCCGCAUCCCCGGGCUUCCCGGUCUCCUAGCAACGCCAAGAUGGCCGGCGCGCGUAGACUCCUGGGGGGUGUAGUUCUUCUCCUUCCCAGCGCGGUCUGGGAGCCCCCGCUAUUAAGACGGAGGCCCCCUAGACUACACUUCCUAGGUUGCUCCGCGCGCGCCUCCCACGGCCUCGCGAUAACCCUGUGCCGGAGCCCAUCUGGAGAGAGCGAGCUCUCGCGGUGCCUGCCGGGAGUUGUAGUUUAAGGCUGGGAGUCGAGGGGCCUGGUACCGGCGUUGAGGCGGCAGAGAGACUACAAAUCCCAGGGAGGGCGGCGCGACCGCCUGGAGGGCGGGGGGUACGAAAGAGGAACGCGAAGGGCGCCGGGGCCUGGGACCAGGGAUCUGCAGUUUCUUAGCCCCGCCAUUAACUAAGCACUGGGCACUACCUCUGGAUGUCUGCAGCUCCCAUCCCAGAGGGCCGGACCCUGUGUUCUGGAACAUGGCGCUCCAGCGUGCCGUCCUCCUGGCGGGCCUCCUGGUGGAAGUUGCCAGCAAAUCCUCAGGAAGUGUGGGCCAGCAGCCUGAAUGUUGUGUGGACGUGGUGGACGCCAACACCACCUGCGGGGGCACAAGCCUGUGUGGUCCAGGCUGCUACAGGCACCGGAACGAGGACGGCAGUGUCAGCUGCAUCCGAUGCGGGAACGGCACCUACAGCUCCGAGUGCGGUGGCCGCCCUGCGGCACCCCCCACCAGGCCCACCUGGCCUGCUUCCCACCGAGGGGCCACGUCUCCAGGUUCUGCAGGAACGGUCACCGGCUGGGGCGCACAGUUCCCAGUGAACCGGAGCACAGGGACGCCCGGGCAGCCAAAUCUUGGGAGCCCUCAAGUGGCAGCCUCCCUCUUCCUGGGGACGCUCUUCAUCAGCUCUGGCCUCAUUCUGUCCGUGGCUGGGUUUUUCUACCUGAAGCGUACCAGUAAACUCCCCAAGGUUUUCUACGGAAGACACAAAGCCCCUGCCCUGCAGCCUGGCGAAGCCGUAAGUAACCUGGAAGGAUGGGCCCGCGUGCCCCCGUGUCGUGGGCCUCUGUGCUGGGGGCCGCCCGCUGUUCUCACUGUGCCUUUUCUCCUUUUCAAGGCUGCCAUGAUUCCCCCGCCACAGCCCUCAGUGCGGAAGCCGCGCUAUGUCAGGCGUGAGCGGCCCUUGGACAGGGACGCGGGCUCCACUGCCGUCUCCUCGGUGGAGGCCCGGGUCAGCAACGUCUGACCCAGGGACCCACCCACAGCUCCGCACACCGCCUGGGAGAGAACCCAGCACACAAAGGGCAGGCGCUGCCCAGCAAGGCCUCAGGACUGGUCUGGACGCAGCCCCUGCCUCCGCGUGGCCGUCUCCCAGCCGCAGACGCUGCCUGAAGGUGCUGCUUCCCCCCCCAGCUGCUCAGUGUGACGGGCUGGGAGCCGUGCCCUUGAGCCGGGCUCGAGCGCCUGGCCAGGUGGGGUCUGGGCCCCUCGGGAGAGACCGCUCGCAGCGGCCAAGAGCCUACGAGGACUUCUGGGCUGCUCCAUGCCUGGCAAAGCCCGGGCUCGGCCCCUCUGCCUUUCCGAGCCCACAGUGGGCAGACAUCCCCCGCACCACCAGGCCAGCUGGCCUCCUGGCAUCCCCUCCAGGACGGUGUCCAGACGAAGGGAAGCGUGGCAUGAGAACUGGCCCCUCCAAGGCUGAGGCGCCCGCAGGGCUGUCCUAUACCAAGACCCCCCACCCCUGCCCCCUAAGCCCAAGACCACACAUUUCCAGGAGCUGCAGAGGCGAGGUUCCUGGUUUCUUACCGACUUCAGACACUGCUUUCCUCCUCUGUCUCCUGCCCCUGACCCGCUUUCCACGCUGGGCCCGGGCACUGCAGGUGCUUGUCCACCCAGGAACGGACGCUGGCCUGAAGCUGUUGGAGAUCAAGGCCAUGUCCAGCCAGGGUCACAUUCACCUGAGAUUACUGCCUGAGUAGCCUGGUCUCAAUGGACCUGUGGAGGGCCGUGCUGGCCAGUGGCCCUGUCCCAGCUGCCCCAGGCCUGGAGACGCGUUUCUGGCCCUGGCUGGUUACAGAGAGACGGGUUCCUGAGGAGAAAGGAGCGUUGGUGGCCACCUCUCACACUGUGGGCUCGGCACUGGCCUUCCCAGAUGCUCAGUUGGGACUGAUCUCUCUCCUUCGACGACUGGUCUGCAUCCCGGGGGCCUGAGGUGGGGCCUGCGUGCUCGGCUCCUGCAUCCCUUCCGCGCCGUGAUGCCUGUCCCGAGCACUGACAGUUUGCGGACACUUGACCCCACGCCUGGUCCAGCAGCUGACAGGGCAGCACCAGCUUCAGAUCAGUGUCAAUAAACAAUUCAGGGCUUUCUUCCCCCGUCCUCCCUGCU
This is a messenger RNA of Ailuropoda melanoleuca (giant panda), 2419 nucleotides long. It is a transcript of the gene C11H1orf159, whose product is annotated as chromosome 11 C1orf159 homolog. NCBI's taxonomy places the organism in Eukaryota, Metazoa, Chordata, Mammalia, Carnivora, Ursidae. The record is from RefSeq and is a predicted model, not a curated record. The transcript is spliced from 9 exons. Bases 515 to 1279 code for a protein of 254 amino acids.